UGUGUGUGUGUGCGUGUGUGCGUGCGUGCGUACGUGCGUGCGUGCGCGCGCGUGUGUAUGCAUGUGUUUUGCUCAGUGCACCAGGAGUCCAAGGUAACGCGGUUCAAUGAUGAGUUUACCAGACUUCAUGUGACAAUAUACAUGCAUUUUCCCAGAUAACAAUUCUCGUAAAAUUGAUACAUGAAAGGUAGAUGUUCUGACUCUGGAUAAUGUCUGUUGAUUAUGUAUUCAUCGUGCUGAUCGAUAUGUCGCUAUACUAUAAGUUCUACAUCCACACGCCAGGACAAGUGGUGGCGCUCUGCCGCAUUUCCUUUUAGCAAUAAGAAGAAGAAGAAGAUGUUUGGCUAGCUGGUUCGCUAGAACUAGCCUUCUACUCCUACUGUUUGUUAUUUUAAUAUUAUUAAUGCAUUUCUUGAGUUAGCGAUAUUCAUGCCUGCUAUAUAUUCCUUAAUACAGCCACGGUUGAUUCUGCUUAGCUAGUAGGCUAGCUAGCGCUGCCCAUGCCUGCCGCUGUUUAUUCAAACUGGUUCAAUGGCUAUCAGAGCAUGGAAUCCUAGAAAACAUGCCCUGGAUGCAGGAGACGCAUGUCCUGUUGUGUCCAAAGUAUUGAAGAAGGAUGGAAUGCAAUGUGUCUCUGCCGGCUGUGACGACGCAGACCUAAGUGAAGAUGACUCUGUUGCGCUGAGUGUGCCUCUGAGCUGUUGUGAUGACAGCGAAUGCAGCGACCAUGAAUUCAUCCAACUGGACAUCGACCUGGAGAGGAAAUCCAAGCGGCAUAACCUGACCUCCUGCAAUGUCCGCGCCAUCCUCCAUGAGGUGGUGACCAAUGAACAUGUUGUAGCCAUGAUGAAGGCUGCCAUUCAGGAAACCCAGGACCUCCCCCUGUUUGAACCUAAGAUGACCCGUUCGCGUCUAAAACUUGUGGUGGCACAGGGAGAGUCAGCCCCAAACUGGAAGAGUUCACCGGGAAAGAGAGACAAGCCUCCUCAGUUUGUGGACAUCAUCCUCGAAGAUGAGGAGGACUCCUCAGACGAGGAGUAUUGUCCGGAUGAAGACGAGGAAGAGGAGGAGACGGCGGAGGAGACAUUUCUGAGUGAUGCAGACAGCAUGGGGUCUUCACCCCGAGUGAGUCGAACUCCACGACAGCAGGAGACCACCGAGAGGGCCGUGGGCCAAUCACAGGUGUCCAGGUGCUCCAAACACCUCAGGCUGUCUGCAGGCCCCUGCGGUUCCCAGCUCCACAUCCCAGACUGUUCCUUCCUGGAGCGACUGGACGCCGUUGAAGAGGAGCUGGCGUUGAACACUUCCUGCCACUCUUACCAAUCUCUGAACGAAGAGGUGGAGGAAGGUGACGAAGGGGAUGGAGACGGUGGCGGCGGGGCCGGUGGCGAUGACGAUGCCAUCGGGCUCGUGGCGUUCCGCACCCGCUCCAAGCGGCCCCUCCGAGACGUCCCUCUGGGCCAGCUGGAGGCGGAGCUACUGGCUCCGGACAUCACCGCUGACAUGUACACCCCUGGCCCGCCUCUCUACAAGGAGGACCGACACUGGAGCCACUGGCUCCAAGGCCUGAUGGCCUCCGACAAUGAAGAAGAGGCAGAUGAUGAAGAUGACCCAGAGUACAACUUCUUGGCGGACUUGCGUGAGCCGGACCAGGAGGACUACAGGACGGACAGAGCUGUUCGAAUCACCAAAAAGGAGGUGAAUGAGCUUCUGGAGGAGCUGUUUGACACGUUCAAAGAAGAGCUGGUUGUGGAGGAAGCCCCGUCACAGACGGUGGCUAAAUUCAAUGUCCCGCAGGCUCUACGUUUUGAGGCGCCACUAGCCAACAUGCUAACAGAGUGCCGCCGGGCUGUGAGAGAGCAGUUUGACGCCCAGCAGCAGCGGAGGGCCGUGCAGGUCACGUCUAGCCGCUGCCCGGGUACCCCCACUGUGGGCCGUUGCCCUGGUACCCCCAACACGGCCCGCAACCCUGGUACCCCCGCCGUGGGCCGCUGCACUGCCACCCCCACCGCCCCACCACUGCUGGUGCUGCAGCCUCAACUCCGCCCCGCGCGCUUCUUGAACCACGUCCAGAAAGGCCAUCUGCAGCAGCAGGUCCAGCAGCAUGUGCAGCUGCUGACUCAGGUCCACCUCCUGAGCCGAUGUGUUAAAGCUCUUCACAAUGAGAGCUCCAUCACCAAAACAUACCUGGAGGAGCUGCAGCAGUUCUCCGGCCGCGCUGAGGCCGCGGGCCGCAGGAGCAGCUUCAGAGCGUCCAACCUGGAGGAGGCGCUGCUGCUGCUCCAGGAGGUGGAGGAGAAGGAGAAGGAGGAGACCCCCGUCAGCCCGCGGCCGUCGGCCCCUACAGCCGGACGCUGGCUCCCUGAAAUGAGCUCUAGCAUCAACAGUCACGUGUACCCCUACAUCCCAGCAGACAUGGCCUGGCUGAUGGCCACCAGGAGGCUGUUCCUCCACCCAGAGCUGCUCCCCAUCUGCAGCAUGGACCCCCAGCUCCACUCCCCCCGCACCAGGACCCUGUACACCCCCGCCGAGGACUGCCUGAUAGCCCUGGGGCUGAGGAACUUCUCCGGGACGCUGGACCUCCAUCAGAUGCUCAGCUCCUACCUGGUGCUGAAGAAACCCUGGAAGCUGCGCAGGAGAGUCUGGGAGAUGAGUGGCGCCAAGGCCCCGGCCAACAACCCAAUCAAGGUGUUCCGUGAGGGCGGAGGGCUCCCGGCCAUGCCCUCGGCCUGCGGCCCCACUGAGCCCGGAGAGCAGCGCCCCCCGGUGCACCGGGAGACCUCCUGCAUGCCCGAGUGGCUCAAGAAGAGUCAGCCAGUCAUCCAGAAAGCCGUGCUGAGCUCCGGCCAGGCUUCCUGCCCCUCCUGGCUGCCAAGGGACACCCAGCUGAGGCUGCAUCCGUCCCGCUCCCCCACAGUGACCAAGCAGCACCCCAGCUCUCCCCCCCGCCGCCUCAAACCCAAAAGACCCUUUUCUUUGGCUCGCAGCUCUCGCCUGCCACCUCUCAUCAUGGCAAACAGCCAAUCAGUCGGCCAGCAGCCAAGCUCGGCUGCUGCAACAGCCUCCGUACCGGACAUAAGGCCCAGUACUGUAGAGGACACGGCCCCCUCUCUACAGGGCAUAAGACCCAGUACUGUAGAGGACACGGCCCCCUCUCUACAGGACAUAAGACCCAGUACUGUAGAGGACACGGCCCCCUCUCUACAGGGCAUAAGACCCAGUACUGUAGAGGACACGGCCCCCUCUCUACAGGACAUAAGACCCAGUACUGUAGAGGACACGGCCCCCUCUCUACAGGACAUAAGACCCAGUACUGUAGAGGACACGGCCCCUUCUCUACAGGGCAUAAGACCCAGUACUGUAGAGGACACGGCCCCCUCUCUACAGGGCAUAAGACCCAGUACUGUAGUCACAACCCCGUCUCUACAGGACAUACGACCCAGUACUGUAGUCCAACGGGACAUGGCCCCCUCUCUACAGGACAUACGACCCAGUACUGUAGUCCAACAGGACAUGGCCCCCUCUCUACAGGACAUACGACCCAGUACUGUAGACAUGGCCCCCUCUCUACAGGACAUAAGACCCAGUACUGUAGUCCAACAGGACACGGCCACUUCUGCAGCUCAUAUUGCGCCUCGUGCUGUCACUGUAUCCAAUGUGCUUCAAGGAGGGGGUCUCCUCCCCAUCCGGGCCACACUGCACUGUGCCUCAACAUCCACAGGCUGUGGUGGAGUGGGAGGAGUGGGAGGAGUGGGAGGAGUGGGAGGAGUAGAUGAGGUGCAUAUUGAAGGAGCAGGGAAAGAACACGGCGUGGGAGAGGAGGAACAUGGAGGAGGAGGUGGAGGAGGGGAGGAGGCUAAUGAAGGAGGGGGAGAGGAGGACGGCGGGGGAGGGGGACAGGAAGAGGGGCACGCAGGAGGGGGAGAGGAGGGCCAUGAAGGAGCGGGCGAAGAGGGGAACGGAGGAGGAGGAGGAGCGGAGGAACACGGAGGCGGAGAAGAAACGGGAGGUGGGGACGACGGGCAGAGCGGAGGAGAGGGGGACGAGGGCGCGGAUAAAGACGGAGAGGAAGACGGGCCGGGCAGGGGAGAGGAGGAAGAUGACUUUGACGAUCUGACUCAGGAUGAAGACGAGGAAGAGGAGAUGUCUUCAGAGGAGUCCAUUCUCUCGGUUCCAGAGCUGCAGGAGACCAUGAAGCAGCUGACCUGGCUGGCCUCGGAGAGGAGGCUGGGGGGAGAGGACUCUGAGGAGGACCACUCCCCCGGCUCCCAGAACUCCCAGGAGGAGAUCUCUGAGGAGGAGGAGGAGGGGCUGGCCAAGGGGGAGGAGGAGGAGGCCGGAGAACACCGGCGCUCCGAGGCGGCCGGGGGCGGCGCUCCGGGUGGAGAGGGACUUCCCAGAGGAACGGGAAAGACGCUGGCGAGAGGGAGAGGUCGAAUCCGGCCCCCGGCGCGCCGUCGCCCGGAGCGGCACAGCAAGGACUCCGCCAAACUGCUGCUGCUGUACGACCACCACCUCCUGGACAACGACCCGCAGAGAGAGAGCAAAGACACGGCCUUCGCCCAGGCCUACCUGACCAGGGUGCGUGAGGCUCUGGGCGGUUCUCCAAAGAGGAUGGAGGACUUCCUGUCUCUGCUCUAUGAGUUUGAGGAGGCAGGGGAGGAGCAGGGCUCCAUGGUCCAGCUGUACCGGAGCCUGCGCCGGGUCCUCCAGGACAACACUGAGCUGCUCCGGGACUUCGCUGCCUUCCUGCAGCCAGAGCAGGCUCUGGAGUGUGGCCUGUUUGAGGAGCAGCAGGCGUUCCAGAGAAGUCGUCGUUUCCUGAGGCAGUUGGAGAUCAGCUUUGGAGAGAACCCGUCUCAUUACCAGAAGAUCAUCAAGGCCCUACAGGGAGGAGAUGACCUCAGCCAAUCCAGUAUCCACGAGCUGAAAGCUCAGAUGGCCAGCCUGUUGAAGGGACACACCCACCUGCAAGGUGAAUUCUGGGUGUUUUUUGAUGAGCUCCGCCCACCCCUGGCUCGUCCAGGCCAGUUCGAAGAUGCUCAUUGGCCAGAGGAAGGAGGCGGUGCCUUGGACGGCAUCGAGGCCAUUGGUGCAGGAUCCGGGGGGGGAGCCAACGAUGGCUUCGAAGAAGUCACUCUCCCAGAACUCGAGGACGAGGAAGAUGGACAGAAGAUCCCUCCAAUGGCUGUCCGGCGUCGCAGGAGGAAAAUGGUUUCCUGCAGCAGCUACAAGACCUCCGACGGAGUCUCUAAAACCGUGAAGAACCUGGAGCCACUCUUCCCUGCUGGAGACAAGGACAGAGGAGACGACGGGGGAGGAAGGGGUCGAGAGAAGGAAGGGGGGGACAAGGGUUCAGAAAAGGAGGGAGGAGACAAGACUGGAGGAGACGACGAGGAGGAGGACGGGGGAGACAAGGUUUCAGAGAAGGAGGGAGGAGACGAGCAGGGGGGAGACAAAACUCUAGGAGACGAUGAAGAAGAGGGGGAGGGCGAGAAUGCAGGGGACAAGGAGGUGGGAGACAAUGAGGGGGGAGAUGAGGAGGCAGGAGACGAAGAGGGGGGAGAUGAAGCGGAGGCAGAAAAAGAGGGAGGAGACAUGGGGGGGGGAGUCGGGGAGGAGGCAGAGAAAGAGGGAGGAGAUGAGAUCGGAGAAAAGGAAGGAGGAGAAGUGGCAGUUGACUGUGAAGCCAGCAGUUCUGGGCCAGCUGCGUCAUCGUGGAACUACAUUAAGGUCGGCCCUGCAGCCAUGGCUGACGAAGAGGAAGAGGAGAUGGAAGAGGGAGAGAAUAAGCACAGUGAUGGCGAACGCGGCCGCGCUGACGACUCCCCUCACGCCAGGCCAAGCCCCUCCCCCGAGACCGCCGUCGGGGCCAAGAACAUGUCCCUCACGGCGAGCGGGGAGAAGGUGAUCCUGUGGACCAGGGAGGCCGACCGAGUCCUUCUGACCACCUGUCAGCAGGACGGAGCCAAUCAGAGCACAUUCCAAGCUAUUUCUAAUCUGCUCGGCAACAAGACUCCGAACCAGGUAUCAAGGAGGUUCCGGGAUUUGAUGAAACUGUUUCGUACCGCUGCCCGUCAAGCCGAUUCAGAGGAGGAAGUCCCUCCCUCUGAGCUGGCUGCAGCCAAUGAGGGAGAGGGACAGGAAUGACUCUAGGAAUAAGUGAUGUAUAUAUAUUGUAGCUUGUUUUUACUGUGUAUAAAACAUGUGUCAUUUUUCUGUAUAUAAAUGAAACUGCUGAUGCUUUUGUACAUAUGAAGAAGGUAUGCGAUCAUGUCUUCGUUUUGUAAAAUGUUUUUACAUUAAACUAAAAUACUUUAUUUAUAAAA
Messenger RNA from Gadus macrocephalus (Pacific cod), 6329 nucleotides. Its product is annotated as GON-4-like protein. The record is from RefSeq and is a predicted model, not a curated record. Gene Ontology annotation, cellular component: nucleus. Gene Ontology annotation, biological process: regulation of DNA-templated transcription. The transcript is spliced from 31 exons. Bases 532 to 6150 code for a protein of 1872 amino acids. Lineage: Eukaryota; Metazoa; Chordata; Actinopteri; Gadiformes; Gadidae. Gene Ontology annotation, molecular function: transcription coregulator activity.